AUGAGAGUGGAUGCACAUCGUUCACAUUUGAAAUCUCAGAUACUAUCUUGGAACUCCAAGAUCUUCAAAGGUUUGAUCGGAAAGAACCGGAAGCUUACUGAUCCAACGCUUCAAUCUGUUUCUGGAAACGAAGCCGCGAGUGAGAUCUGUUUGGAGGACACAAUUCCAGUCGAAGAUCUUCGCGAGCUUCUUCAUUACAUUUACUUCCCCUUCGAGCCAGUCGAUGAACACAAUUUAAAACAAUUACUUCAUUGGGGGAAGAAGUUCGAAGUGAAUCAUAUCGUUCAAUUGUGCCAACAGUUCAUGGAAUCAAUGUUGAAGAACCCUCAAACAACCGAGGACAGCAAACGCGAGAUCUUCCUUCUGUCUUGGAAAUACUCUAUUGAACCAUUGAAGAAGAUUUAUGCUAUCAAUGUAAUUCCUCAUAACUCUGCAGGCUGGAUGAAGAACAUAGUUCGAAGUGAGCUCUAUCAGGACAUGGACAACGAGCUGAAACCAAAGAUGUGGGAGUUCCUGAUUGAAAAAUCUAAAUGCUUAUAG
Molecule: messenger RNA, 540 nt
Organism: Auanema sp. JU1783
Lineage: Eukaryota; Metazoa; Nematoda; Chromadorea; Rhabditida; Rhabditidae
Source: the annotation of a GenBank genome assembly